AUGAAAUACUUACUUUGUACCUUGGCUUUAUUUAUAAGUAUUGUAACCGUUUACAGUCGUAAACAAUGUGAAUGUGAAAUACGCACUGAUACAACAAUACCUGUUAAAGUGAAAGAUUUUGGUGUAAUUGAUCAAUGUGGUGUUGGAUUAUUUAGUACAUGUUCAUGUACUAAUAAAGCUAUGACUGAAUGUGGUACGAAUUGUGAAAAAAAAGUACAAGAAUGGGUGAAAUCUGGAUGUCAUGGUGGAAUUUUGGGCAUAAAACCCGGAACAAUUAUGAGUUAUCAUCAUGGAGAUUGCCAAAAAGGGUAUGGUUCCCAACGAUAUACGUGUCCUUGA
Messenger RNA from Didymodactylos carnosus, 339 nucleotides. NCBI's taxonomy places the organism in Eukaryota, Metazoa, Rotifera, Eurotatoria, Philodinida, Philodinidae. The record is from the annotation of a GenBank genome assembly.